Messenger RNA from Oryza sativa Japonica Group (Japanese rice), 1676 nucleotides. Its product is annotated as riboflavin biosynthesis protein PYRD, chloroplastic. Gene Ontology annotation, biological process: riboflavin biosynthetic process. Gene Ontology annotation, molecular function: zinc ion binding; diaminohydroxyphosphoribosylaminopyrimidine deaminase activity. NCBI's taxonomy places the organism in Eukaryota, Viridiplantae, Streptophyta, Magnoliopsida, Poales, Poaceae. The record is from RefSeq and is a predicted model, not a curated record.
AAAGCAGAUCGAACGCGACCCGGCGAUGGAUCGACGGCGGCGCCGGCUCCGGCGGUUUCGCGAGAUGGUGCGGCGGCGUGAGGCGGCGUUGCGUGGGUGACCCGGAGACUCCAACCAAAACGCUCCGGCCGAUCGAGAGCCUCUCCCGGAUCUGACGUCAGAUGAGGCCGUACCGUAACCACCUCGCUUUCUAUCACACAAACGGCUCGUUGGAUUGGGGGAGUCUCCUCUGCGCGACGGACAUGGCCUCCUCGCUCGUCUCGCGCACCCACCUCACUCCGCGCCCCGCCGCCGCCGCCUCGACGGCCUCUCCUUGCAGCGCCCGCUUCGCGGUCCGGCGGCGCCGUGGCCUCGUCGGCGGUGUGCGGUGCCAGGCGCAGGCGAGCGACAUGGACGGCCACUACAUGCGGCGGUGCGUGGAGCUGGCGCGCAAGGCGGCCGGACACACCAGCCCUAACCCCAUGGUCGGCUGUGUCGUUGUCCGCGACGGCCGCGUCGUCGGCGAGGGAUUCCAUCCCAAAGCCGGCCAGCCCCACGCCGAGGUGUUUGCUCUGAGAGAUGCUGGGGAUUUAGCAGAGAAUGCAACAGCCUAUGUGAGCUUAGAGCCCUGCAACCAUUACGGGCGGACACCUCCCUGCACUGAAGCACUCAUCAAUGCCAAAGUUAAAGAUGUUGUGGUGGGGAUGACUGACCCAAAUCCUAUUGUGGCAUCCAAGGGGAUUGAAAGGCUCAGAAGCGCCGGGAUAGAUGUGAGGUUGUGCGUGGAUGAAGAAGCGUCAUGCCGCAAGCUAAAUGAGGCUUACAUCCAUCGCAUGCUUACUGGGAAGGCCUUUGCAACUUUAAGAACUACACUCUCGAUGAAUGGAGUUGUCAUCAAUCAGAUUGGGAGUGGAGCUGAUCAACCAGAAGGAUACUACUCGCAGUUAUUGAAAGAAUACGAUGGAGUAAUAAUUUCAAGCAAUUUUGCCAAGACAAAUACCUUGCCUGUAUCCCGUGAAGCUGGUGCGAAGCAGCCUCUUUAUAUCAUCAUAGCGCAGUGCGAAAAUUCCCAAUUAAACAUUCCGUUUCUCAAAGAAGAGCGUGCAGCCGAGGCAGUAGUUCUGUCGGAUAGUCCUAUCACUGUGGAGCCAGCAGGAGUUGAUGUUUUAGUCCUUGAUCAGAUGAACCUGGAUGCCAUUCUUCAACUUCUUGCACAACGAGGGCUAUGUAGUGUGCUGGUGGAUUUCAGGGAGGCUGGAGGAGGCAUUGCAUCACUUCUGAACAAUUUUCAGGAUGACAAGCUGGUACAGAAGGUUGUUGUGGAGCUCCUGCCUGUCUGGGCGGUCAGCAAAGGGCCGAGCGACCUGGCGUUUGGUGGGAGCCAGUCAUUUCCACUGAAGGAUGUGGAGCACAGUGAGGUAAAUGGAUCCGUGCUGCUUCAGGGCUAUGUGUAACAAACUUUUUUGGUUCGAGGUUGAUCCUGCCCUGAGUAGCGCUGCAUAUUUUUACCUCUCACUCUCUCUCGUUCUGGCUCUGGUAAACUGUCCGUCAUGUAAACUUACCUGAAUCUGCAGUCAAUGCGGUGGUGCUCCUAGACAGGGAUCUGGUUCUUCUGAUUUUUACAGUAUCAUGCAAUAAAUCUAUGAGAGAACUGCGAAAUACUACUGUAUCUAGCACUGUUCGUUACUGUUUCGAAA